CGGCCGGCCGGCGGCAUCAGCCCUUUGUUGGCGAUGUGCGAGCGCAGCCUGUGCCGGCCGGGCUACGCGGGCCCGCUUUUGAACGUGCCCUCGGCCGGCGACUCCUUCUAUUUCCCCAGCUUGCGGGCCGGGGGCAGCCCCCAGCUGGCGGCGGCGCUGCCCGCACUCUCCUACCCGCGGAGCCCCCUGGCCUGGACGCCGCCGGCCGGCCACGCGUUCAGCGGCCCCGCGCAGCCCCCGCCCUACCUGGCGGCGGCCCCCGACUCCCUUCAAGCCGCCCUGCGCCCCGCCGGCGGAGGCAGCAAAGAGGCUCGGGAGGGCGCCCACAAAUACUACCCGCCUGACGCCGCUCGGAAGCCGGACGAGAGGGGCAGGCAGAGCCGGGGAGCCCCGGACCAGGAGCCCCCCGGCGGGCUGCCCGCGACCAAAGGGCUCAAGCACCAGCCGAGGGGCCUGCCGGAGCCGCGGGAUGUGGACUCUGCCGCCUCGGCCUACAAGGAGGAGCUCAAGCAAGCCGUCAACGGGAUGCUGCAGCCAGCGGCCGUCCAGCUGAGCCACAGACCUGCCCUGCAAGACGGUCUGCCCUGGUGCCCCACCCAAGGGAGGGCGAGGAAGAAGCGCAAGCCUUACACCAAGCAACAGAUCGCGGAGCUGGAGAGCGAGUUCGUCCUCCACGAGUUUAUUAACCGGCAGAAGAGGAAAGAGCUGUCCAACAGGCUCCACCUGAGCGACCAGCAAGUGAAGAUCUGGUUUCAGAACCGGCGCAUGAAGAAGAAGCGGGUGGGGAUGCGCGAGCAAGCCCUCGCCCUCUAUUAGGACGCC
This is a messenger RNA of Eublepharis macularius, 822 nucleotides long. RefSeq names its product homeobox D12 (gene HOXD12). Bases 34 to 816 code for a protein of 260 amino acids. Gene Ontology annotation, biological process: regulation of DNA-templated transcription. Lineage: Eukaryota; Metazoa; Chordata; Lepidosauria; Squamata; Eublepharidae. The record is from RefSeq and is a predicted model, not a curated record. Gene Ontology annotation, molecular function: sequence-specific double-stranded DNA binding; DNA-binding transcription factor activity, RNA polymerase II-specific. The transcript has 2 exons.